GUAUCGCCAUGUUGGUUUUCUGCGAUGAGAGCCCUAUCAAAAUAUUUUAGUGGUAGCUCUUCAUGCAUCCAAUGUUUUGGUAAAGGGAUCGAGGAAUUAAUAUCUUGAUUCGUCAAAGUGUUUUAUUAUCUUAAUCAUGAGCGCGUCAGACGACAAGAAACUUAAGAGGAAGAAAAACAAGAGAAGCUCAGUUGCCAAGUCAAAGUCACAAAACUUGAGUCAAGCAACAUGUCAAAAUAUUCCAAGUCCUGUUGACUUGACUGUUCCUUCCACCAGAGACCUAUUAUCGUCAUCCAUCGAUUCAGAGACAUUUAAGAAGCUAGAGAAGCUGAUGGAUGCCAAGGAUGACCCAGAGUUGCCACAGAUCCUGUCUCUCUCACGGGGGCCAAACCCCUACUUAGACAAGGAGCGAUGCCUUUUGUGUGGUUGUGAGCGCCUUGAUCCUCCUGAAGCUGCUGUUCUCAAGUCCCAAUCCAGUGAGAAAAAGACAGAGCUGAAUUCCUUGGCUCAGCUUCCAUUGUGGGUGUGUCCAGACUGCAGAAAGUCAACAGAUCAAGAGAUGGAAAAGAAAGUUAACCUAGCAUCCCUCAUGGAACAAGAUCUUCCACCAGAGCCAGCAACCCUGCCAUUUCUAUCAGACACCAACUUCGGUAUAGGGGAACCUACCACACCUAAUGGCUCUAUGUGUAACUGUGAAGCUUGUACUGAGAGGAGGGAGAUUGAAGCAGAGCAUGACAGAGAGACUCAAGAACUUCAGACAUGCUGGACAGUACUGCGAAAUCUGAUCCGUAAACUUUACAGUGAGAGGGAGGACUGCAGCGUUAGUAGCUCAACAGAUAUUUCUUCCGAAAGUAGCCAUGAUAGCAAUGACUGUGAUGAUACUCAACUUCCUGAUGAGGAACAGGCAAAAGAACUUGUUCACAGGUUAUGUAGCCGAGAUCCUCAUCAGUUGUUCUUACGACUGGAGUCACAAGUCCGUGAGUUUGUGAUAGAAAUGAAAGUGCGCUUGUUGAAACAGUUACAUAGUGGUUACAAAACGCCACCAGAAGCCAAGACCUUCAUCUCUAUGUUACUGGACGAGUAUGGACAUCUCUGUCAUGUCUCGCGCAAAAUGGCUGAGGUCCUCACAGAACUGAAAACGGACCACUUAGCCAAAUUUAAUGUGACAUGGGAGCUACACAACAAACACCUGUUCCAAUCCAUAGCCUAUACAGAACCUUCUAUACAGAGCAGUCUCCAUUCCAUCAUCACACAACUUCGACUUGGAGCAGCCUCCAAAGAGUCUUAUAAUGAAGACACUUACCCAAACUUGUUACACCGCUAUCUCAAGUUUGAUGAUGAAAUGUCUGUGAUAUCUGUGGUGUGGAGAGACAGUCACCAGCUUAUAGAACAAUACAAUGAGGAACAGUCUGCCCUGAAACUAAAACAGAAAAUGCUAAAAGAAGACUGGGAGUUUUUCAAAGCACAAAGAAAAAUUCUGGAGCAACAGGUUGCAAAAAAUACAAAAACACCUUUAUCUCACAGUAAUACCAAAAGCUUCGAAGACCAGUUCACAGAAACUAUGAGACUGAUGCUGCAGGGAACUAAACCGGCUCCAGAAGAGUGUCAUUGUUCUAGGUGUAACCGGAAACGGUGUCCUUGUGAUGAAUGCACAAUAACACAUAUGAUUACAUGUGGAAUUAUAAAUCCUGAGGCAUUAGAAGCAACUGAUAACUCAAAUCAUGUCAAUUUCCUCCACGACCCUAAUCGAUAUCGUAUUGAUGUAAGUCCACCAUCCAUGUCAAGUACUACAUCCAGUAGUGGCUCCUCAAGUCCCGUCAUGGUCGAACCUGUUCCCUUCCCAGACCUGGAGGAAAACUUCAUAAAUGGAGAAGAUAUUCCUGAGGAGAUUGAAGGCAUAAGUCAGUCAGGUGAUCUUGAUGAGGAAAAUGUUGAUGACGAUGAUGAUGACGAUGAUGGGGAAGAAGAGGAGUAUGAUGAAGAUGACGAUGAUGAUGAUGAUUGUGAAGAUGAUGAGGAAGAUGAAGAUUGUGAAGAAGAUGAAGAAGAAGAAAAAAUGGAGGAAGACCUUGACAUCGAUAACAUUAAGAUGGACCAAGAGUCUGUGAAUCUGUCACCGCCAACCUGGUUAACAGAUUCAGACGAUGGUGCAGCUGAUCUGAUCAGCUCUGAAACUUGUGACUGUUACCACUGUGUGUCUCAGGCUCAAGCAGAACAAAUCGUAAAAUCAGAAGAGAGCCUCUGUCAGUGCUAUGUUUGUUUGCGGCAAAGAGGUAAAACUGUAUCAACUUCUUUGCCAACGCAAAUGCCUAGUGUGCCAACAAGACCAGGAGAAUUCCACUUAUAUCCUCACAUACAUGGUUCAACAGGGCUGCCUCAUGGGCUAUCAAACAGAUCCCACAUACGACCAGUGUUGCAGCCUCAGUUAUAUGACCUCCAUCUACCCAUGAGGCAGCCUAAACCCAUCAUUCAACCCAAAGUUCCACUCAAACUGGACUUUGAUUCACCCGAUGGAAUUCAUGAACAUAUUUAUCAUGCGUAUGGUGAAUGGGACAAUACAUACGAUACGAGGGGUUUGCUUCCCAAAUAUGAGCUUGGUAGUGAGUUAUUGCCUCCUCCACCCCUAACCAGUAAUUUUACUACCAGUUUCCUCUCUGAGCCUUACACCAUGGCCACCCUAAUGGGCGUUGAUACAGUAUCCACAUCCACACCCAGUACAAGUGCUUUCAAAACGUCCAUGAGCAAUAGUCAUGCCCCAGCUCCGGCACAGGUGUUUUUGGAUAGUAAGAUACAAAUGUCUACAUCCAAGGACUUCAAUAGUUCUCCAGUUGUACCAACAAUGACAAGCAAAACCAUGUCUCCUCCUUGUACUCGACCAGCAACUUUAGGAGGUAACAAUAACCAGUCUGUCUUACAACCUCCUCCUUCAUCGAUACCCAUGUCACAGCCUCAAAUACAGCCCCGCCCACCAGGGCCUGUACAAGAUAAACCUCACCCCCAGCACUGUAAGAGGCACAAUCUCCUUGGCAAGGCUCUUACCAGCUCCCAGUCUCACAACCACACAAGCGCUACUACCACUUCCUCGACUAACAAGGUUUCUCAGGAUUUUAUACAGACGGCGGCAAGAAACAUUCGAGAAGGUGCCAAAGAAGGCAUGCAGAUGAUUCGCCAAUUUGCCAGUAGUUUGAAUGCAAAUGUGAAUACUCCGAUUACUCACACAUGUAAUCACACAUCCUCUCGUAAUAACAUUGGUGGGCAUACACAUGCAGCCAAUUGUACCAUGGACCAUAACCAUGUGACGGCGUGUCAGAACUCAAUUUCGAUGCCCACCGCUGUGAACAAUGUGAGUGUUGGCACAUCCACUGUGUGUAUAGAGCCUGACUGUGAUGUCCAUUUUGAUGAUGCCUGUGAUAGUGUUAGUGAUAGCUGUUCUGAGCAGAGUUCUACCACCUCAAGUUCGAACCAAAAGGAAGGCAAAUACUGUGACUGCUGCUAUUGUGAGUUCUUCGGGCAUGGCAAUCCUCCUGUUGCUCCAACCAGCAAGAAUUAUGCAGAAAUGAGGGAUCGGUUACGGUUACGCCUGAAGAAAAAGAAUGAAGCUAAGCAAGAAUGUCACAAAGAUACCUGUGCUAACAAACGAGAAAUUCCAAAGUUAGAACCAGAUGCUUGCACCAGUUUUGUAACUAAUCAUGAAGAUGACUCCAAAGAUCCAAUGGAGUUGAAGGGCCUUGAUGAGUUGAUACGGUUCAUCAAUGGCACAGAAGACCAGAAACUUGGUGCUGACAAGUCAGUGACUGCUAAAGCUGCCAAGAGAGCUCGACAGAAACAGCGAAAGAUUGAGGAGAAAGCUCGAAUAGAAGCAGAAAAGAAACACCAAGAACAACAGAGACUUUUUCAGGAGGAACAAGAAAGACUCAAGAAAAAUAAACUUAAUGCUGCUAGGCUCGAACUGGAGAAAUCUCAAAAGAAGAAAAAGAAAAAACAGAAAGUGGUUCCAGAGGAUAAAAACUCAGCUUGCAGUGAAGAUGGUAAUAUAAAUUUGAACCUUAUACGAAUACCUCCAGCUGGUCGGGAAGAUGAAAGGCAAUCAAGUGCUAGGCAAAGUGAUUCUAAGUCCAAAGGUCGCGAGUCAGGGGAACAGAGCCCCAGUAGUCAGUCAAAUGGGAAAAUCUCAGAGGAGAGUUCAGCAGGAACAAAACCUAUCAAAGGAAGAACAAAAUCUCCAAGAAUUAGUGACAAACAACAGCCAGCAAUGGUUCAAACUGUACAUGCCCAGCAGGAACCUAAGGCAGACAAAAAGUCUGUGAAAAUUUCCAGUCAUAAUUCUCAGACUUCCAAGGCAUCUUCUAGUGUUUCUAAAUCUGUUUCAAGUAAAACUUCAGUACCUCAAAUCCCUCAAACUUCCAAACAACAACCUAAUGGAACCAUCACUACUACAAAUCCCUUAGCUAGUGGUCGCACAACACAGGGCAAGGAAAAUAGCAAGAACAUUCACGACAGUCAGCUCCAUAAUGGUACAUGUGUACAGAUCAAAUUUGAAGAUCUACAGCAGAAUGGUACCAACAGAAAGGGCAAGAAGCAAACAGGAUCACUUCACUCUUCAGGUCCAUCUGGGCAACACUCCAACAGUCAACACCAUUCAAAUUCCAAUCAAGUGAUAACUAAACAGUCAGGACAACCAGUCAACAUGCAAAAUAGAUCUCACUCACAACAGUUGACCACGAAACAGUCAGCACAACCAGUCGCAAGUCAAAAUCAGUCUCAUUCUCAACAACCAACCACCAAACAGUCGGUACAACCAGUCAAGGGUCAGAAUCAUGCAAACUCCCAACAGACGACCACCAAACAGUCUGGUAUGAAACAUGGUCUUCCCCAGGAUCAGCAGCGGAAGGCUACAGCUCAGCAACAAGCCAUGACCCCUCCAAAAGGUCACCUACACAAUGGGGUUAUUAUCAAUCCACCAAACAAGAGAGACAAUUCUCUGAACCAUCAGUCCUACCCAAACAGUAUGAUGGGUAAACAAUCUACAAGCAACGACAGAAAGCACGGCAAGCCUGCAUCCCCAGUGGACAGAUUAGAAGAGACCGAAGAUACGUCCCCAAACAGUGAACAGAACAAGAACAGUAGUGGAAAGAAUAAGAGGAACAAGAAAAAGAACCGCGGAAGUGAAGAUCUCAGUAUGAUUGAUGAAAUAUUUAUGCCCAAGUCAGAAUCAGAUCUGGAAGGUGGCGAUAUGGACGAGAAUGAAAAAGAAGUUGAGGAAUUUAAAAGAUUCUGUCUUGGCUCGACCCCUGUCAAAAGAGAAAAACUACAAGUUAACAUGAAUCUAAAAGACAUCUUUGUGAAGAAGAAAUCUGGUCUGGGAUGUACCUAAUGAGAAGUGGCUGUCAAUUGCUUAACUACAGAUGCUGAUAUGACUUUUGACCAGUAAUUUCCCAACAGCUAGUCAGCUUGGAGUGUGUUGAAUGAAGGCUUGCCAUGUGACCAACAGCAGUUGUUACCAAAUAGACAGACAUCUUGAGAUAAAGAAGGCCACAAUUAUAAGUUAUAAGACAUUUCACACCUGAAUAAAAUAUAAGAAUUCUUUUACAAUUAAAUAGACAUUUCCAGUCCACCAUUUACGUGAAUUUUACUUCUAUAUGAAACACUACUGCUUUAAAAGAAAAAGAGAAUUAUAGUACUGGGUUCUUAUGGUUAAUAUACCAAGCCAAUUGCCAAUAUCAGACUCUAUUUGAGCUUCCUAGAACAGGGAUGUGCAAGUGUGGUCAGCAAAUGUGGUCUACAAACCCUUUUGCCGAUUAUUUCCUUCCUUGAUCUUUACAUGAAGUUUUAAUGUAGUAAAUGUUGAUGAGAUAUCGCUAGACUGUUGUUCACCACUACUUUCAGAGUAUUACUAGACUGUCAAUAUUCUUUUGGACUUCAUACAAAUAGAUGUAUCAGUAAGAAGGAAACUAAGCUCAAAACAUCAAUUUUAUCCUGAAUAAUUUUUUUGCUUUGGUAAGAAAAUGUUUGCAUUUCAUUUUUUUUUCUGUUGUCAACUGUUUUCCAAAGUAAGAUUUAAUCUGAGGUCUUAAUUUUAUUUAGAACUCUCAAAAUGAAGGUAAAUUUUAAUUACCAAAUAUUUUACGAAAUAGACAAAUCCCAUUUUAAACGAGAUUGAAAGCUUGGUCAACUAUGUGCACAUUUUAGACACCCACAGUACAUUUCACUAUGUGCACACAAGUAAUUUUAAAAUGUAUAUGGAGUAGAACCACUGCCAUAAAAUGGUAGAGCUGCUGUGAUGUACAAAAUUUGCUUUCAAUGCAUGGUAUCUUUCAGUUUUUGUUGCUGAUAAGUAGUAUUUAUUAUGAGGUCUUUGUUGAGUGCUUUUUAUAAUGUGGUUAUAAGUCCAGCAUUUCUAUGCAAAACAAACAUUAAUAUCUUUGCUGUACAUAUAUAUGUUAUCUGUUGAUCUGGUCAAUGUGCUGUACAGCAAUAGAAGGAAUAUUUGUGUGAUAUUGCAUACACUAUAUUAGUUGCUAUAAGUUGAAUGUUUACACUUAAGUUUUAAAGUAACAUUUUUCACAUUAGCUCAAGUGUAAUGCAGGAUAAGAUUUGUAGCAGUGAUUAGGUAGCAAUACAGACCAAUAAGGUAGUGUAAUGUUCAAUUAAUUGUACAACUGCAACAUUUUAAACAAUGUCUUUAAAAUAUUUAAAAUGAUUGCAUGAUUUUUCCCCCCCUUAAGACAUUUCACAUUUGAUAUUUACAUACAUGUUACAUUUCAAUUAUGAUCAAACAUAAAUUGUAUCUUUAACUUUUACGGAAUGCCUUGCACAAUGUAUGACUUGGGCCAUAGUGAUGUAUGGUAUUGUCUCCGCUAUUGGAGAAUAUGACUGUCUUUUGAUAACUUGUCUUACCUACCCCUGGGGACGAGUUCUCCGUGUAUGAGGGUGGCCAGACUUGCUGUCUUGGCCAGCCCUAAUUAAGCUGCUGUACCUUCCUUUAUUUUAUUGUCCUCCAUUUUGUUUUGUGUUAUGAUAUUACUGAGGGAAGCCAAUUGCCCCAUUGCAUUGUGAUGAGACGCCAUUUGUGACAUGCGACUUUGAAUGGACUUGUUUUGUUAGCCUAUAACCUGUGUAUGCUGACCUGAACAUAACAGUGAGGAAUAAAUGAAAAAUUACUUUUA
Ylistrum balloti is the source of this 7166-nucleotide messenger RNA. RefSeq names its product protein FAM193A-like. The record is from RefSeq and is a predicted model, not a curated record. Lineage: Eukaryota; Metazoa; Mollusca; Bivalvia; Pectinida; Pectinidae. The transcript has 20 exons. Bases 137 to 5374 code for a protein of 1745 amino acids.